This is a messenger RNA of Lasiosphaeria miniovina, 1942 nucleotides long. Its product is annotated as mitochondrial carrier domain-containing protein. Gene Ontology annotation, molecular function: magnesium ion transmembrane transporter activity. Bases 202 to 1554 code for a protein of 450 amino acids. Gene Ontology annotation, biological process: magnesium ion export from mitochondrion. The transcript is spliced from 3 exons. The record is from RefSeq and is a predicted model, not a curated record. Lineage: Eukaryota; Fungi; Ascomycota; Sordariomycetes; Sordariales; Lasiosphaeriaceae.
CGGCUUUACUGGGCUUGAAUUUUGUACAUCAACCUGGCUCCGUAGUUGUUGAACCUCACUCUCUGUGCCGUGCAUUUUUGCGCCGAUCCAACUUCCAAAGGUCCUGGGUCGCGCAGCACAGUACAAGCGACGGCAGCGAGCUCCUGCACGCAUACCCAGGCGGCGCAACUCGUCUUCCAUACAUACUUUACGCCAAGGGCGAUGUUAUUUGGCUUCGGCUUCAGCACAGCCAGCCAGCAGGUUACUACGCCCGCCGCCGCCGUCGCCUCGCGAGCCACACACGACGUCGGCGCCGACCUGGCGUCCUCUUCAGGACCACUCCUCGACGAUGGACUUACAGAUCGGCCGGGCUUCAAGUCGCCGCAUGUCAACACCGCACCAGAGCCGCAGCAGCGCGUCCUUAAUAUGAUGCCCGAAGAUGGAGUGCUCGAAAGAUCCCCGCCUUACCUGCACUGCAUGGCUGCUGGAGGCCUGGGCGGAACCUGCGGCGACAUGCUCAUGCACUCGCUAGACACGGUCAAGACUCGACAGCAGGGCGACCCGCACAUCCCGCCCAAAUACACUUCGCUAGGGUCUUCAUACUACAAGAUCUUCCGUCAAGAGGGCGUGCGGCGCGGGCUCUAUGGCGGCUGGCUACCGGCCCUUUUGGGCUCUUUCCCGGGCACGGUUCUCUUCUUCGGAACCUACGAGUACAGCAAGCGGAACAUGAUCGAAUACGGGGUCCAGCCUCAUCUAGCGUACUUGGCCAGUGGUUUCCUUGGCGACUUCGCCGCGUCCAUCGUCUACGUUCCAUCCGAGGUGCUGAAGACCCGGCUGCAGCUCCAGGGACGCUUCAACAACCCCUUCUUCGCAUCGGGGUAUAAUUAUCGGGGGAUGGGUGACGCCGUGCGGACUAUUGUUCGGCAGGAAGGGCUUUCGGCUCUUUUUUACGGUUUCAGGGCGACUCUCUACCGCGAUCUCCCUUAUUCCGCACUCCAGUUCAUGUUUUACGAGCAAGGCCAGGACUGGGCCCGUCGAUAUGCGGGAAGUCGCGAUAUUGGGUGGCAGCUAGAGCUCCUGACAGGCGCGGCGGCGGGCGGACUGGCGGGCACCAUCACAUGUCCCCUCGACGUUGUCAAGACCAGACUCCAAACUCAACUGCAUCCGCAAGCGAAUGGCCUUCCGCUCGCAACCACUGAUCCAGCUACCAGUAGCAACAGCAUCAGCGGUUCGAUAAAGAAAGUCCCAGUAGGCCCCGUUAAAGACAGCGGGCAUGUUGCAAAGGCCGCGACGACCAUCAGCGAGACAGCCGCCGCUGUUCAAAAACGGCUCAUAUCCACGUCCUCCCCGUCGACAUACACGCCGCGGCCCGGAGCCGUCACCCUCGACACGUCGUCGGUGAUCACGGGACUCAGGCUGAUAUACAAAGUCGAGGGCCUCGGGGGCUGGUUCAGAGGAGUCGGCCCGCGCGCGGUAUGGACCAGCAUACAGAGCGGCUGCAUGCUCUUCCUAUACCAAGCCAUAUUACGCAAGCUAGAGGUAUACGGCCCCAACGAACGUCCCGAAAUCGUCUGAAGAGUUUUUGCUAGAUUUAGACAAAAUGGAGAUGGUAAGACGGCGAGGUUCAUGGCGCCAAGGCGGCAUGGUUUCUGUAUGAUUAUAUAUUCGCCACACACCUUGUACUUUUAGGUUCUCCCUGUAUAUAGGCCGAGGCGGUCUGAACAAGGCCGGGGAACGCAGGGAUAUGCUACCUCAUGUGCCUCUUGUGCGCGCGCGCGCGCACGCACGCACAUGAAUGUACAUUGCGUGUGUGUAAUGUGGGUGGUGAUGACGGUAGUGCUGGCGUUCAAUUCAUUGGCGGGCUGGCUGGCUGGUUAGUCGGACUGGAUACAAUUGCCGUUAUUAAAGGGGAUAUAUAGAUUAGACACACAAGACGCAAUCGCAACUUUUUAACAUUUUCUAU